This is a messenger RNA of Morus notabilis, 1019 nucleotides long. Its product is annotated as peroxidase 64. Gene Ontology annotation, molecular function: peroxidase activity; heme binding. The transcript has 4 exons. Gene Ontology annotation, cellular component: plant-type cell wall; plasmodesma. Bases 25 to 984 code for a protein of 319 amino acids. The record is from RefSeq and is a predicted model, not a curated record. Gene Ontology annotation, biological process: hydrogen peroxide catabolic process; response to oxidative stress. Lineage: Eukaryota; Viridiplantae; Streptophyta; Magnoliopsida; Rosales; Moraceae.
GAAAAGUCCCUCUCAUUCUCAACCAUGGCAGCCAUAGUUUCAUUACUCAUUUUUUCUCUUCUUGUCUUGCUUUCAAUUUCAUCAUUUGUCAAUGCACUUAAUUUGAACUACUAUGACCACACAUGUCCACAGUUGGAGCCUGCCGUCACCAAGGCUGUAAAGAAAGCCAUGUCAAAUGACAAAACAGUCCCUGCCGCGCUGCUUCGCAUGCACUUUCAUGAUUGCUUCAUCAGAGGUUGUGACGCUUCUGUUUUGCUGGAAUCCAAAGGAAAGAACACAGCUGAAAAAGAUGGACCUCCCAACAUUUCUUUGCAUGCUUUCUAUGUCAUUGACAAUGCAAAGAAGGCCGUAGAAGCUUUGUGCCCCGGUGUCGUAUCCUGCGCUGACAUCUUAGCUAUCGCUGCUCGCGACGCCGUCGCUCUGUCUGGAGGUCCCACUUGGGAGGUGCCAAAAGGGCGUAAAGAUGGGAGAAUAUCCAAGGCAACCGAGACCAGACAAUUACCAGCUCCCACUUUCAACAUCUCCCAACUAACACAAAACUUUGCUCAACGAGGCCUCUCUGUCACAGAUCUAGUGGCUCUCUCAGGAGGGCACACUCUUGGGUUUGCUCAUUGUUCAUCGUUCCAAAACCGAAUCCACAACUUCAACGCGAGCCUCGACGUUGACCCAACUUUGCACCCAUCAUUUGCGUCCAGCCUGAGGAGUGUUUGUGCCGCUCACAACAAGGUGAAAAAUGCCGGGGCAACCUUGGAUUCUACUGCAACGAUUUUCGACAACGCGUACUACAAGCUACUUCUCCAACGGAAGAGUGUGUUCUCCUCGGACCAAGCUCUACUCACCUCCCCAAAGACAAAGGCAUUGGUCUCGAAAUUCGCAAGCUCCAAGGAAGAGUUUGAGAAGGCUUUCGUGAUGUCCAUGAUCAAGAUGAGUAGCAUCACCGGUGGUGGUCAAGAAAUUAGGCUUGACUGUAAGGUUGUUAGGUGAAUUUAGAAGCACAAAUCUAUAAAUUUUUUAGGAAU